Oenanthe melanoleuca is the source of this 2036-nucleotide messenger RNA. RefSeq names its product VPS9 domain containing 1 (gene VPS9D1). The record is from RefSeq and is a predicted model, not a curated record. Gene Ontology annotation, biological process: vesicle-mediated transport. Bases 28 to 1923 code for a protein of 631 amino acids. Gene Ontology annotation, molecular function: guanyl-nucleotide exchange factor activity; small GTPase binding. Lineage: Eukaryota; Metazoa; Chordata; Aves; Passeriformes; Muscicapidae. The transcript is spliced from 16 exons. Gene Ontology annotation, cellular component: cytosol; endocytic vesicle.
CGGCCCCGCAGCGCCGUUCCGGCGGCCAUGGCCGCAGCGGGGGGCGGCGAGGGGCCCGCGCCGGGCCGGGGGGGCCGCGGGCUGCAGGCGGCCAUGAGGGCGGCGAGCGGCGCCCUGGGCAUGGACAGCGCCGGCAGGACCAGGGAUGCCUACGUGGAGUACCUGAAGAGCAUCACCCUCAUCGCCCAGGCCCUGCAGGAGGAGGCGGCAGGGACAGAGAACAGCGAGGGGGUCACCCCUGACACCCCCAAACUGCUGAAGCUGGCAGAGCAGUGCCUGGAGAGGGUCAAAUCCAUCGCAGCAGCCCUGGGGAAAGCCCAGGUGAAACCGGCUGCACAGGAGCGGGGCGGGGGCGCUGCGCCCCUCCCCAGGCACCGCCGGGUCUGCUCGGACGAGGGGGGGAAGCUCUCGCCAUUCCUGCCCCCGGAGAUCUUCCAGAAGCUGCAGAUCGCUGAGGCACAGAGCGCUCGGAAGGAGCUGACCCCGCUGGAGGAGGCCUCCCUGCAGAACCAGAAGCUGAAGGCAGCGUAUGAGGCGCGCGUGGCGCGGCUGAACCCAAACCAGGCUGUGCAGAAAACAUCCCUGACGCUGUCCCUGCAGCGGCAGAUGAUGGAGAACCUGGUGAUCGCCAAGGCGCGAGAGGAGACUCUGCAGCGCAAGAUGGAGGAGCGGCGGCUGCGGCUGCAGGAGGCGGCCAACCGGAGGUUCUCCAGCAGCGUGGCACUCACCCCUGAGGAGCAGGAGCAGCGAGCACUCUACGCUGCCAUCCUCGAGUAUGAGCAGGACCAUGACUGGCCCAGGCAGUGGAAGGCACAGCUGAAGCGGAGCCCGGCGGAUCUCUCUGUGGUGUCUGGGCUCUUCUCCUGCCUCCUGAGCUGCCCCGAGCACCCCAUCACUCAGCUGCUGCGGCGGCUGCAGUGCGCGGUGUACGCCCGGCUCUACCCGGCCGUCAGCCGCGGCCCCGCCGACGCCUCCCCCGCCUCCCCCUCGGCUCUGUCCUUCCUGUCGCUGGACUCGGGGGGCUCCUCGCUGCCCGCCGAGCCGGGGGGCCGCCGGCUCCGGGCGUCCCGCAGCCUGCACUGCAUGUUCUCGGUGCCUGAGCACGGCCCGGCCGCGCUGCGGCACAGCCAGUCCAGCACCCCCCUUGCCGACAGCGGCGCCCCGGGGCCCGCCGAGCCCCCCGAGACCCCCCGGGAAAGCUCCUUCGAGGACCUGGAGCGGUUCCUGGCGUCCCCCGAGGGCUGGGCCCCUGCAGAGCCCCCGGCCAGCUCCGGGCAGGAUACGGCGCUGCCGGAGCUGCUGAAGAGCGUCGUGAGGGACAUCCACAACGCCAUCGACAGGCUGCUGGCCCUGACUCUGCUGGCCUUCGAGGGGCUGGGCACCGCUGCCGGCAAGGAUCAGUGCCUGGCCUGCCUGGAGGAAGCUUUCUUCCCCCCGCUCUGGGCCCCGCUCCUGGCCCUCUACAGGACCGUGCAGCAGCCCCGCGAGGCGGCCCUGGCGCGCAGCAUGGAGCGGCACCGGCACGCCAGCCCCGCCGACAUGGGGCUGGCCUCUCGCCUCUUCCCGCCCGGCCCCGGGCGCCCCGCGUACGCCUCGGCCGUGCAGGACCUGCGCCUCAUCCCGCUGGAGAGCUGUCCCCGCAGGAAGCUGGAGUGCAUCGUGCGAGCCCUGCGUGGCAUCUGCGAGUGUGCUGAGGAGUACUGCGGCCCCCGGGACGCCCGGAGCCUCGCCACAGCUGCCAUCGGGGCAGAUGACCUGCUGCCCAUCCUGUCCUACGUGGUGCUGCAGACGGGGCUGCCCCAGCUGCUCUCCGAGUGUGCCGCCCUGGAGGAGUUCAUCCAUGAGGGGUAUCUGAUCGGGGAGGAGGGGUACUGCCUGACGUCCCUGCAGAGCGCCCUGUCCUACGUGGAGUCGCUGCAGUGAGGAGGGGGCGGCCGGGACCCCCGCGGCACAGGCCGGGCAGGAUGUGUGCAGGCUCGGCGCUGCGGCAGGAGCACCGGCAGGACUACGGGCAGGAAUUCCGGCAGGAGGUGCAC